Molecule: messenger RNA, 1059 nt
Organism: Prunus armeniaca (apricot)
Lineage: Eukaryota; Viridiplantae; Streptophyta; Magnoliopsida; Rosales; Rosaceae
Source: the annotation of a GenBank genome assembly
AUGUGUGUUCGGACAAGAUGCUGGAGCUCAUACUUAGCUAUUCACUUGUCUUGCUUCCUAUUCGACUCUGGAGAAUCCAAACUUGUUCAGGAUCACAGAAUUGCAGCUAAGAAAUGGGUGAUGGAAAUCGGAGAUUCUGUAAUGAUAGAUGAGAAACAUCUAAACAAGGAAGUCUCCAUGUCAACUUGUUGCCUUGUUGGAAGGGAUCAACUUGGAAGAAGGAUUGAGAAGGAGGCUGCCUUGCCUUCAUUGAAUUUGCCUCCUUCCUUCCUCCAUUACUGCGACUCUAAAUCUCAACAAGAACAAUCCAACCCAAGCUUUAAGAUUACUUCCUGCCAACCUUGCAACUUCUUCAGAAACACAUCUCAAUCUCUCCGCUUCUCUUCGAAACCAAAAGUAAUUCAGCACAAAUGCAUGGCCGUAUUGAAGAACAAGCAAUGGAGGGUUGUAUCUAAGUACCACCAAUCUGCUGGACCUGUCUGCUUAUUGGGUGGCAAGGGAAAGAAUGAAAGUGGUGGUGGUGAUGAGGGUUCCCCCUGGAAGGCUCUUGAGAAAGCGAUGGGUAAUUUGAAGAAGGAAGGUUCAAUAGAGGAUGUAUUACGUCAGCAGAUUGAAAAGAAGGAAUUCUAUGAAGAGAGAGGCGCCGGCGGUGGUGGGGGCGGCGGCGGCAGUGGCGGGAGCGGCGGCAGCAGUGGUGAUGGUGUAGGUGGCUCUGGUGGAUCUGAGGAUGAAGGCCUUGCUGGAAUCUUGGAUGAAACAUUGCAAGUAAUUCUAGCAACCGUUGGAUUUAUCUUUCUGUAUUUUUACAUCAUCAGUGGUGAGGAGUGGACUCGGCUAGCAAAGGACUACCUCAAGUUUGUGUUUUCAGGGUCCAGGAGUAUUCGUUUGAAUCGUGCCAUGUACAAAUGGGGAAGGUUCUACAAGCGGCUGACUGAGAAGAAGGAGUAUGAUAAGUUCUGGUUGGAAAAAGCCAUAAUCACUACCCCAACUUGGUGGGAUAGCCCUGAAAAGUACCGCCAUAUUGUUAGAUCUAAUUUAGCAUCAGAUUCAGAUGAAUAG